Aspergillus chevalieri is the source of this 2409-nucleotide messenger RNA. RefSeq lists its product as uncharacterized. Gene Ontology annotation, cellular component: nucleus; cytoplasm. The record is from RefSeq and is a predicted model, not a curated record. The transcript has 3 exons. Bases 1 to 2409 code for a protein of 802 amino acids. Lineage: Eukaryota; Fungi; Ascomycota; Eurotiomycetes; Eurotiales; Aspergillaceae.
AUGUUUAUGCUCCGCAACGUGAGCAAGUUCAUCUUCGGGGAUACCUCCAAAGAGUCCAUCAUCGAAAUUCCGCAGGGUCAGCUGUAUCUGGUCCGCCCCCUUUCUCCCAAGGGUUAUUCAGAACUCAUCUUCAAGGACGCCGCGGCAACUAUUCGACGAACUGGUCAGGAAUUCCAGUACCAGCUGGUGGUCCAGAGAGCCUACGAGGAAGGUGAAGAGGAACUGGCCGACGACGACGACGGAGAGGGCGGCAGUGACAGUUUGGACAAGGACGAGAAAGUCUUCCUUCUCGACCAGUCCUUGCAUUUCCGCUCAGAAGUCCGGGAAGGCGGUGCCAAGGUAUUGGCGUGGAGUGAUUUGAGUGGUGAUUUGGGCGACCUGUUCGAAUUUGUUUGCGAUCCAUCUGUGCCAUCCGAGAAAGUCGCCACCUUUGAGUUGGCUGCUGUUCAGUGCCAAUACGAGCGAAAAUACCGACAAAGCGCACAGAAGGCAACCGAACAAGAGUUGGAGCAGUUCUCGUUCCAGGAAGAGAAGCCGAUCCCAUCUGCGAGCCCCAUCGCGUCCCCGACAACCAAAUCCCGUGCGCCCUCCUUGACAGCUCAAGAGUCGACUGCUGCUAUGGCGAAGGACGUGGAAUACUCCCGGACCAAGGGGAUCGUCAAGCCUGCUGAGGAGAGCACCGUCGCUCCUCCCUCUGCGGCACAGCCCGAGGUCAAGGAGAUCCUGGCCCAGGAGACCGCUGAACUGCAUCUAUUCGACUUUACGACCGGCACAUUCGUCCAGCAAGAUCCAAAGAUUACAGCUACCGUGUCUGAAAUCGGCACCUGGCAAUAUUGGCUUCAGAUCAGUGGUCAAGAUAAGGAAUGGUUGGGACAAGCCGUCGUUGCGGAUCUCAACCCUGUGUUCAACUUUGAAUACCUCUCCUUCAUUUUUAACCACUACACCGAGGAUGGGUCAGCCUUCUCCUGGUUAUUGCGAUUCAGGGACCAGGAGACGGAGGAGCGGUUCCAGGAGGGUCUCAUGCAGGCCCUUUGGGAGCAGCUGAAUGAGAUGAAGUGGGUCAAGGUGAAGGAAGAUGACCGUGAUUACGUGUUGGAUGCUUUCCAAGACCUCACUAUGGAGGACCAAAACGAAGAACAGGAGCAGGCUGACGCGGAAGCUGAAGCGGAGGAAGAGGAGGAGGAAGAAGAGGAUCAGGCUGAUGGCCAGCGCAGUGAGCACUACGACUCGGACGAGGAGGAAGAGGAUGUAGUUACGCGCGAUGAUGAUGGGAACGUCAACUCUCAGCUGGCCGUUGGUUACAAGCAUGACCGAUCAUUUGUCGUCCGUGGCUCCAAGAUUGGUGUCUUCAAGCACACACCCAACAACAACUUGGAGUUCUCGACCAACAUCUCCAAGGUCGAGACACCAGGUGGCAAGCUGUUCAGCCCCAAGAAGGUUAUGCUGCAUGCGGAGGAUUCGAACAUGAUUCUCCAGAAUGAGAAUGACCCUAACUCCUUGUACCGUAUGGAUCUGGAGUAUGGUAAGGUUGUCGAUGAGUGGAAGGUGCAUGACGAUAUUCCCGUGAACAUCUUCGCACCGGAGAACAAAUUCUCGCAAAUGACUUCCGCCCAGACGUUCGUUGGUGCCUCCAACAACGCACUUUACCGCGUCGAUCCUCGUCUAUCCGGCAACAAGAUGGUGGAUUCCGACUUGAAGCAGUACGCUAGUAAGAACGACUUUUCCUCCAUGGCCACGACUGAAAAGGGAUACCUGGCUGUGGCUUCAAACAAGGGUGACAUUCGCCUAUUUGACCGUUUGGGUAUCAACGCGAAGACGCACAUUCCCGCACUUGGAGAACCGAUUAUCGGUACAGAUGUCUCUGCUGAUGGUCGCUGGGUCUUGGCUACUUGCCGUACAUACCUCCUCCUGGUCGACACACUGCAAAAAGAGGGCAAGAACGAAGGCAAGCUUGGUUUCGAGCGCGCGUUCCCUAAGGACUCGAAGCCUCAACCCCGACGACUAGGUCUUCAGCCCGCACAUGUCGCUCAGUUCCAGCACGAAACCAAGAAACCCCUCUCUUUCACACCCGCCAAGUUCAACACCGGUGUUGACUCGUCCGAGACAUCCAUCAUCACCGCGACCGGACCCUUCAUCAUCACCUGGAGCUUGAAGAAGGUCACCGCCGGUCGUAAGGACCCUUACACCAUUAAGCGCUACGCCGAAGACGUCAAGGCAGACAACUUCCGCUUCGGCUCCGACAAGAACGUCAUCGUUGCCCUCCCCAACGAAGUCAACAUGGUGGCCAAGAAGAGCUUCCAGAAGCCGACGAGGGAGAGUAUUGCCGGACCUCCUGUUACACCCAGCCGUCGUAACACCCGCUGGGGUAACCGGUUGGGACGGGAAGAUAUUGUCAAUUCUCCGUUUUAG